AAGCGAAGGCCCUCGGCAUCCAGCGGCCGCCCGCCGCGGCCUUCAGCCAAAGAAAGCCCUGCGCCGGCGGGCCCGGGCCCCCUUUCUGCUUGGCCUGGUAUGGUUCGGCGCCUACCGCCGCGCCGCCGCGGCCGCGGUGUGUUGUGGUUCGCCGGCAAACCAGGAGGCGCCACCCCGGCGGGCCUUGCCGGCGCCGGGGCCGGCGCGACGUCGCGCCGGGGCUUGUUGGGCUCUGCCCCCCUCUUUUGCCUCCUCCGCCUCGCCCCCCCCCGCACCCAUGCAAGUCAGGGGGGGGCGCGCAUUGUGCCCGCCCGUGGUUCUCUUGGCCUGGCCGCCCCGCGUGUAUGUUUGCGCUCGCAUGCGAUGUGUGCUAGAUGCCCGGGGGCUGACCCCCUUGCCCGCUCCGGAGCGCGUCGGGCUUCUGUUUGCCGUGUUGCCGGUAUUAGCGUUCGCUCGUUGCUUUGCUUCGGCCGCCGAGUUUGCCUGGCUGGUAGUUAGUAAUGAGCCCGGCCUCGAGUCGCCGGCACGCCGAUGCCCCCAGCCUUCUCGCCCCGGGCUCGCCGUGCCCAUACACAGGGAGGCCCCCUGCGAGUGGAAAGCAGCGCCAGCCCUGUCUUGUUUCUGUGCCAGCUGUGGCAAGGACACACAGACAUCACGCAAAUGCGCCAGGCCCCUGCGAUAG
Molecule: messenger RNA, 682 nt
Organism: Amoebophrya sp. A120
Lineage: Eukaryota; Dinophyceae; Syndiniales; Amoebophryaceae
Source: the annotation of a GenBank genome assembly